AUGACGACAGGCACGCCCCCUCUCAAGUUCACCACCCACGCCUCUCUGCGCCGGCGCCUCCUUCUCGCAACGCUCACAGGCACACCCGUGCACAUAAGCUCCAUCCGCCCCAACUCGCUCAAGCCCGGCCUCACACCCUCCGAAUUCUCCCUCCUCCGCCUCCUCGACACCAUCACCAACGGCUCCCACAUCACCAUCUCCGUCACGGGCACCACCCUCCUCUUCGUCCCGGGCCUCAUCUCCGGCACAAACAACUCCCAGCUCUCCCACACGCUCCCCGAGAACUGCGCCCGCGGCGCCACCUACUACCUCGAGCUCCUCGCCCUCCUCGCGCCCUUCUCAAAGACCCCGCUCAACAUCGCCCUCACCGGCGGCGUCAUCACCGCCGCCACAGAAGACGACUACUCGGUCGACACCUUCCGCACCGCCGUGCUCCCGCUCUACGCAAACUUCGACAUCACGCGCAACAUCGAGGUGCGCAUCGUCUCGCGCUCCUCGGGCCCCGUCGGCGCCGGCGAGGUCCACUUUGUGCACGCCCACCAGGUGCGCCUCCCGCGCACGCUGCACCUGCAGACGCCCGGCCGCGUCAAGCGUAUCCGCGGCGUCGCAUACGUCAGCGGCGUGAGCGCCGGAAACAACGCGCGCAUGAUUGAGGCUGCGCGCGGCGUGCUCAACCGCUUCUUGGCGGACGUGUAUGUGUACAGCGACGUCAAGAGCGCGCAGACGGUGCCGGUGGACUAUGGCAAGGAGGGGGCGGUGGAGAAGGCGCGCGGCGGGGUGCGCGCCAGCGGGCGGACGAGGAAGAUUGGUGUUGGCUUUGGCAUGGCGCUGGUGGCGGAGACGGGCACGGGGGUGCUGUAUAGUGCGGAUGCGUUUGCGGGGCCGGCGGAGCCGGCGGAGGAUGUGGGGAGGCGCGCGGCGUAUGCGUUGUUGGAGGAGAUCCGGAUUGCGGGCGCGGUGGGGAGGACGGGCGUUAUGACGAUGCUGACGAUGAUGAUGAUGGGCGUGGAGGGGGAUGUGGGGAGGGUGGUGGUGGGGAGGGAGGCUGUGGGGGAGGAGUUUGUCGGUGUGGUGAGGGAUCUGAAGUCGUUUUUUGGCAGCGAGAUUGCCGUGAGAGACGGCGAGGGGGGGAAUCUCGUGGUGACGAUAGUGGGUAAAGGCGUGGGCAAUGUGGGCAGGAAGGUGGCCUAG
Morchella importuna is the source of this 1191-nucleotide messenger RNA. RefSeq lists its product as uncharacterized. The record is from RefSeq and is a predicted model, not a curated record. Lineage: Eukaryota; Fungi; Ascomycota; Pezizomycetes; Pezizales; Morchellaceae. Gene Ontology annotation, cellular component: nucleolus. Bases 1 to 1191 code for a protein of 396 amino acids. Gene Ontology annotation, biological process: endonucleolytic cleavage of tricistronic rRNA transcript (SSU-rRNA, 5.8S rRNA, LSU-rRNA); ribosome biogenesis. The transcript has a single exon. Gene Ontology annotation, molecular function: RNA endonuclease activity.